Molecule: messenger RNA, 293 nt
Organism: Caenorhabditis angaria
Lineage: Eukaryota; Metazoa; Nematoda; Chromadorea; Rhabditida; Rhabditidae
Source: the annotation of a GenBank genome assembly
AUGGGACAAUAUUUCUCAUCUUCACAAAGCAACAGCGCAUCAAAUACUCCACAAAGGAUUCCAAAUUGUAUAGAUCCUCGUUCACCAACCCGAGAUAUUGAUCGAACACCGAUUCAAAUAAAUGAGUGAGUUUUUAUUUGAAAUAAUUGUUGGUUUUAAUUGAAAGAAAACUUUUUAGUGAUAAAUCUGGCGAUGAGAAUAGUACAACAGCGAUCAAAAACGAGCCAAAACGACAAAGUUUACGUCAGAAAAUCAUCAAGAAAAAAGCGGAAGAGGAAAUGGCGAAAAACUAA